This is a messenger RNA of Aedes albopictus (Asian tiger mosquito), 1187 nucleotides long. It is a transcript of the gene MED6, whose product is annotated as mediator of RNA polymerase II transcription subunit 6. Gene Ontology annotation, cellular component: core mediator complex; mediator complex. NCBI's taxonomy places the organism in Eukaryota, Metazoa, Arthropoda, Insecta, Diptera, Culicidae. Gene Ontology annotation, biological process: regulation of transcription by RNA polymerase II. Gene Ontology annotation, molecular function: transcription coactivator activity. The record is from RefSeq and is a predicted model, not a curated record. The transcript is spliced from 3 exons. Bases 289 to 1116 code for a protein of 275 amino acids.
UUUAUUGAUACACGGCAUUUGUUGUGUAGUGAUGAUGACACUUUCAGAAAUUUUCUGAAGGGCUUUAGAUUUUUGACAAAACAACAUCGAAUGAAUCGGACCAAACGGAAACUGAAAACAACAACAACGCGAAUGUUUUGAAAAUUUAUCUUGUAUUAUAAUUAUAAUUUAUGUAGCUGUUCUCGUACGCAGUAGUUCAGGAUUUUGCUAAAUAGUAAUCGAAAAACGUAAAUUUUAAUAACAGCAAUUUGAUUCCUACCAACUUUUACAAGAAAUCAUCAUAUAUCAAUGAUGCCUGGAAGAUUGGGUCUUCCCAUUGCCCAAGAGAACCCUCUAUGGAUAUCGUGGCAUGAUUCCAACUGGAUACCGAUAUUGAAUCCGGCGAAUAUAAUGGAAUACUUUUCCGAAAAAUCGAAUCCUUUCUACGACCGUACGUGUAACAAUGAAAUUGUUCGGAUGCAACGCCAAAGCCUUGAAUUGUUAGGCAACAUGACGGGUGUGGAAUACAUAUUACUGCAUGUACAGGACCCUAUCUUGUACGUUAUUCGGAAGCAACACAGACAUAGUCCAACGGAAGCAACACCCCUUGCCGAUUACUACAUCAUUGCUGGAACUGUUUACCAGGCACCGGAUUUGGCGAGUGUUUUUAACUCUAGGAUUCUGUCUACCGUUCAUCAUUUGCAAAGCGCUUUCGAGGAAGCCAGUUCGUAUGCACGAUAUCAUCCCAGCAAAGGUUAUUCAUGGGAUUUUGCUUCCAAUAAAGCACUUGCGGAAAAAAACAAAACCGAGAAAAGUAAAGAGACGCCAGCCAAAGAGGAACCGAGCUCUCUGUUUCAAAGACAGCGCGUCGAUAUGCUCUUGGGUGAUUUGUUGAGAAAAUUCCCUCUUCCGGUUCCUCAAAUGCAUCAGACCCAGAAUGUACCCCAUCAGAAUCAAAACGGUACUGCUGGACCGAACAAUACAGAUGGACAAGACACGGUAAACCUUAAACAGGAACCUCCAGAACAUGCGUUGAAUGAUUCGAAUGACCCGGGCGCCAGUAUUCUACUGUCAGGCAUCAAGGAAGAAUCUCGAAGCGAUAUGAAACCGCCACCGGAGAAGAAAAUUAAGAUGUAAUAAAACAGUUUCAUAUUACACAAUACACUAUUUCACAUGCGAGACAUUAAACAACGCUACCUUAAAUCUUA